CGCGAGGUUUGGUAGGUACUUACCCUGCUGUUGCCCGUGAGUGUACUCAAAUCUUAAUACAAAAAGUUCCGACUGGUGCAGCCCAGGGUGAUGUGCCAUACUGGCGCGAAUUGUUAUGCCCUUUUGCAGAUACAAAACGUCGGCACUACUACAGCGACAAAAAUCAAAAAAUCGUGAUUGAUAUUGCACUAGUGCACUAUCUUUUGAGAGCACGGCUUUCGCCGGCAUUGUUUAAGUCCGAAUAGUACGCUUUCUUGUAAUUGUACUGGACGAGUAGUAGCACUAAGACGGUAUACGACCACAUUGUCGCUAACGCUAGCUAUGUAGCGUCUUAAACACAAAACUAAUCCGAAACAGAGUUUCAAUUUCUAUUUAUACUUUACGGUAUUUUAGCUGUAUCUAUCUAUCACUCACGAACAUGUUGACUCUGACAUUAGUCUAGUUGUUGGGGGCUUCUGCCUGGUGUGAUAGGUACACACAGGAGGAGCAAUUUUUAUGAUAAAAGUGCACAGGUAUGUUUUUAUGUUGAGAGGGAAACCUAUACAAGGCUUCGAAGCUGGUGUACAGAGUCCUUGUUGCGUCCUGCUCUUCAUUUUUUCCCGAAAGCUGCUGCUUGGUCUACCUACAACCGCAUGGAGUUACCACCGGCGCUUUUUUGCGGAUUUUUGAAAACAAUGUCUCACACUUACUCAAUCGCUAUCUUCAUGUUGCAGUAGUCUCCGGAAUAAUGCAAAUAUCUACAAAUUCAAAUCAUACAAAUGUCAAUGUGUAAGAUGCCGUGCUUAUUGGUCUCCCUCCAGCAUACUAUAAGGAGAUUAUCUUUUACGUUUACCACUGUAUGAAGAACUUUACUUUUGCUUAAUAUAGUGAAAAACCGUGAGUAGUACGUGUACGACUUCCUGUUUCUUUUUUAGAGAAGUUUUUGCUUUUGACCAGUCCGGUGUCCGUAUUUACGGCAUGAGCUAACGUUUCGCUUUUCGAGAAAAAGUCCUUUCCUGCGAAACAUAGUGACUCUGACUCCCGCCAAGAAGAGAAAUCCCCGGACCUACUUUAUCUUCAGGUGCUUAAGUAGAAGAACAAGAAUAUCGAGUGAUUUCGCAUUUUUGUGCAAUGCACUGCUCUCUUUUUCAUUUUUUACUUUUUGCCUUUCACAUCUUUAUUUUUUACCUGCUCUAAUGCAGCCUUUCUCCAACUCCAAUCUAGAAGCCGAUAAAGCGGCCACGGCCAGCGGGGCCCCGGGACUGCAUAAGCCUGCUUUGCAGCCGCCGCCCGUGAUCCCAUCGGUGCCGUCGUAUUCAACGAUACGAAAUAUUUCGCACCAGGAGCACUCGCGGAGUGUGUCCCGCCCUCAUUCAAGGGGAGCGGAGUUUGACAUACAAGACCACCAGGUCUUUUUACAACCGCAUAUCAACUCUGCAACUACAACCUCCUCCGCGGCUACGUCUGAGCAUACUAACAACUCGGAUUAUACCCUUACUCACCAGCUAGUACAUCAAGGGGCGUUAACAAAUCACUUUAAAAAUUAUACGGCUACUACGUAUGAUCAUGAUGAUGCCGCAAGGGCCAGCUUCUACCAACAAAAUUUACUCUCCGUACCCGCCCCAACCUCCAUCUUUAAUACUGCGGGAGGAGGUGCAGCUGCAGCUUCAGGAACUCCAAGAAAUGGCUCUAAUAUAAUCGACCACGAAACGUCGCGGGAGGUCACGGUGAACUAUCAAGUGUGAAUAGGGCUGGGUCUUCUGGAAGAAUGCGAGAUCUGUCAUGCAGUUUUUGCCUGACCCAGAUCGUCUGGCAUGCAAGCGCUAGCAUCACAGAUUUUGAGAAGGUACCCUAAUGCCUUCUAAUCCGCGUGACAAAUCCCCUCUUUGUUCGGUAACAAGAACCAGCAGCUGGGGCCUUUUGCUAGCCAGGCAUGACAGAUUUUGUCAUGAUGUACACUUCGCAUCACACAUUCGAAUUCAUCCAGACCCAGACAUAUUUGCGAUGCAUAUGAAUACGCAGAGUCUGAUUUCUUCUGGCCGCAGCUUAUCGAUCACCACCAGCCGGAACUUUUCCAGCAACAAGGCUACCGUUAGCGGGGGUGCUGCAACAGAAGCUACCACGAGCAAGAACUCGGCUCCUUCAGGCGGCAGGAGUGGUCGGGGGAUUCUCGUCGGAGCUGGAAGAAGUGUGGGCUGCACAAGGACCAGACCACGAGCUUCUACUUCCACGCGCUUCUCCUCUGCUGGAGGUGCGCCUCCGAGCAAGCAGGCCGUGGUGCCCUUCGAACACAAUCUUGAACAAGUCGUUCCUAGUACAAGUGGUCCUCCACCAAAGGAACUACAAGCGGACCAAAGCGGAGCAGCUGGUUCUUGUACUAGUGGAGUCAUCUUCGCUACUAGUACGGGUGGACCGCUGGCGCAGCUUUCCUCACCACCGCGAGCUGCACUCGCUGCUGCAGAUAGCGGGGGCCCUGGCCCUGCAAGUUCAGCAGUGGGUCGACUGGUACCGCUCGGAUUAACUACACUUGUUCCCAGGAAGAUGCAGCAUUUGUUCCUGGCGCCGCGAAACUGUGAAGACGCAGAUGAAGGGACGAUAAAAAAGCAGGACUAUACUAGGAAAAAAGGCGAUAACUACGAUAGUAAAAAUCACAUGACCGCUGGUACUAUGCUGAACAGGGACCAGCACACAUUGAGCUUGCAAAACAAUCCUCCGGACUCGCCUCCCACAACUGACGACAUGAUGAACAGAGCUGCUGCAACGACUUUAUUGCUACAAGACGAUUACAACGAAGGCUCCCCAGGAGCACCGGAUAAGAACUCGGAAGAUGCAAGAACUGCAAAAAAGAAGAUGAUGCACUUGGUUAAUACGGGCAAAAAUACUUCCGCACCUGGGACGUGUUCACGACAGGCACACGACCAGGGCGAAGUAGUUAGGUCAAGCGGUGGAACAUCAACAAAAAAAUCCGCAAGCAGCAGCUAUAUCCGGCGCCAAGUGAUCGGCAACCAGGUGUUUAUAUGAACUGCAAAAGUAUCGUACUCGAACUCGUAUAAAUGCAUGACAAAUUUCCUCAGCGUGAGAAAUAAAAUUUGUAAUGCAGAUUUACCUUAGGAAAAAAAUUCGUAAUGCAUGAUUGCAAUACGAGUGCGAUACUUUUGCACAGGAUAGUUCAGCAGUUGCAGCAACGCCGACGCGAACCAGAAGCGGAAGUGCUGGGUGAGUGUGACGCCUUUCACCUUUUAUAACAUCGACCCGUGUGAAGAAACCUUCACCUGCACAUACCGUAUUGACUUAGAAGCGGAGAUUCCGCUGGCAGAAUGGCAGUUGAAGACGAAGGGAAAGUUCUCGACGUCUGCAUCAAGUGCAGCUGACAACUCUACAAGUGGCGCAGGAGCCGAAACUACAGCUGGUGCAUCAAAGAGCGGCAGUAAUCCUGCAACUACGACCAGUGGGAAACAUGACAACAGCACCGGAGGACGAACUACGGGCGGGAAUCCGACCAACUUGAAGAAUUACAACUCUUCGCGUGAGGACCAAACGUCCAGUAGCGGGGAGCAGCUCGUGCAGCUGCAGAGCAGCAAAAAUGCUGCCGCAAAUAAAACCAGGACCCCGGCGCUCCUGGACGAGCAGCACGGGGCGUCGGAGGAGGCGGACGCUGGUGCCAUUUCCGCAAGUACCCGGGAAAUCGAGCGCUUUUCGGUGAAGACAAACGGUAUAAGUUUUUUAUACGAUUCAUUGUUCGAUUUGAUUCUGACUUUGCAAGAAGGACAACUCCGAUGGAGCAGGACGCAUAGUGUGCUAGAACUACCUGUAGAACAAGUAUGAAAAUCCGGUUUUCACAUGCUUGUAAAGCUGAAUUUCAAAAAAUUCCCUAAGCCAUCAUCAAAUACCACGGCACAGCGUCCUCCGCUUCAGUGGCGCAGCGGAACCGCGGACUUUCGGUGGAAACGCGGGGUGGUGUACCACGUGCGCAGACAAGCAGCCUUGCUUCCAGUAGCCAAGAUGGCCACAACUCGCGGUCUUCGAGCAUUUACGACAGGCCGGACGUCCAGCUGGAUUCGCAGCCCUCAAGUACCAGUCCGGAUCACCACCGGGCGACUACUUCCACGCCUAGUGGGGGAGGAAAUGUUGACCAUGGUGAAGACCAUGACCAUCAAACGGGGAACACGACCAGUAUGGCGUUCUCAACUGUUAUAUUCUCAACUGUUGCGUGACUUUGUGAUGCAAGAAUGGCAAAAGUGAUAGGUGGGAUCUUGCCCGUCUUGCAUGACAGAUUUGGCACCGAUUAUUAGCCUGCUUGGUCCUCUGCAAAUUUGUCAUGCGAAGCAGCUUGAUGGUGUCGAUUCUGAAGGCAAUUCUGCAUGACAAAUCAUGUAACAGUUGAGAAUGUAAACGUUUGAGAACGCCAUAAGCAGCACACCGGUCGUCGUGGUGGUCAGCAAGAAUCGGGGUGAUCGACAUCAAACAAGCUGUAGCUCUAGUAACCGCGUAGUUCAGAUUGGUGAAGACAUCAACCAUAACGAAGAAGGCCACACAAAAAACCAGCAUUCGGAGGAGCGGGGAAAUCUUCCGCACCAGGAAAAUACAAGCGGCAAGAUGAACAAUAAUAGUGAACAAAACCAAAACGACAGCAACGAAAGCUGCAACGAAAAGAAUUUUAUGCAAGGGUCCAACUUCUUCACGCGCGCAAUUAUGCAGCUGAACCGCACCCGCUCCAGCACGGAGCAGGCCCUGCACGGGAGCAGUCCGUCCGACCCAUUCAGUAACUCGAAUAAUUCCCGAGCUGGAGGGGGUAGAGCGGCCACUGAGAGGGGCGGACAAGCUGCAUCAAAUUAUGACCACAAGAACUUCUACCCUACGAACACCAGUUUGGCUGCAGGAGCAGCAACAAGCAGAAAUUUUACAAGUGGCAGCCAGCUCACAUCACAACAGCACCAGGAUCAUCUUCGAGAAGAGCAAAACUGGCAAGUAGAAGAGGAAAACAAUCACAAUCACCAAGAUCCGCGGACCACCUCUCAGCCGUCGAGUCGCGCGGCGAAUGAGCAAGACGUGCCGACGGUAUCAACUGCAAAUAUGUCUGGGUCUGGAAAAGUGGAAUUUGUAAUGCGUGUCUUGCAUUCCUAGAAAAUCUGUGUUGCGCGAGCAGCAGAAGAGCCGCUUCCUUUGUCAUGCGAAAACGCACUUUGUGAUGCGUGAUAGACAUCAGAAAGCGUUUCAAAAACUUGUCAUUCAUGGCAAGCGUUGCAAUUAGCAGGAAAUCUGCAUCACAGGUUUCCAGACCCAGACAUAUUUGCACUGCAUAGACGGUGGAGGGAGACGAUGAGCACGAGGAAAGGACAACCAGAUACAACGAGUUCCGGCGCAGACGUAUUUUCAAGAAUAGUAAUGGGAGUGGUGCUCCUGCUGGACAGCAGCUCCACGGCGAAAAUAAUCAGGGAGGCAACAACAGGUUUUACAACGAGCAGAGAGGGACGAACACCAACACGGCGGGGGAAAGAACAACGACGAAUAACAGUAAUUCGAACUCCAACUCGAACGACCGGCUGAAUCGGAUGAAUGAAAACAGCAAUAGCGAGGAAAAUUUCAAAAACGAAAAUACAAAUAUCAACGGGUGGUCGAACCAGGGUGGCUCCUCAUCUUCCGCGACGAAUAAAAACUGCAGCAGCGGUGUCGUGAUGAAAGAUCAGUACGUGGAGGAAGAAAAGCUACUGUUCCCCUUGCCGAAAUUCGUGCACAAAAACAGCAUAUCAAGUGCAAAAAUGUCUGGGUCUGGAAAAGUUUAAACUUGUCAUGCAGAUUUUCCAUGACCCAUGAGGUCUGGAAUGCGGGACUUAGCAUGACAGACUCUGCGAGGUCUCUGCCAUGCCUAUGCUGCAUGAGAAACUCCCGUCCAACUUGGUCAAAAGUGGACAGCUUUUGGCACUCAUGCAACACAGAUUUUUGCAUGCUUCAGAUUUACCAUGACAAGUUGCCGCCUUCCAGACCCAGACACUUUUGCAAUCCAUACAGCAUCGACCUCCGCAUUUUUUGGACCUCCUGGACGGCCGAAAUGCUCGAAAGAGAAGCUGCUGGUGUAGAAGUUGUUCCAGCACCGGUAGAAGUUUCUUCUUGUUCGCAACCUGAGCAACAACAUCUUGCGACGCCGGAGGGGCAAGGAGAACAUCAACCACAAACCCGUGCAGCUGAUGAUCAAGCAGCACGGGGAAACAUAGCGCGCGAAAGGAAUGUGGUUCUUAAUAAAGCUGAAGAUCGUGAUGCGCACGAAAGAGCACAGCAGCAGGGGGACAGUACUAGUUCCAGAAUGAACUGCAAGAACUUUUCUAAGGAUUACAACUGCUACCAAGAACACAGCGGCUCAAGAGCUUCUACCAGGACCCGCGGGCCUGUCUCCACGACAAGCAGUUCUGCGACGAUCGCCCGGACGCAGAUGCUCACCUCCAAGUGUCGGACGCAGUUCGACUUGCAGGCCUUUCCGUUCGACCGGCAGGAGUUGCGCCUGGUUCUGUUCAACCUGCCCCAGACCGGUUUGAAUUGGGACAUCAUCGUGGAGCGCGACCACAUGGCGCGGGCGGUAUCGGCGCUCGAGAUCAGUUGGAAGGACCCCGACUGGGCGCUGAUACCCGGCUCCUUUCGGGUGCACCGGGAAUGCCACCCCGUCUACGGCGACCGGAUUUUGGUACACGUCGAAGUGCGAAGGCUGUGGAUGUGGUAGAGUUUUUAUUUACUUAAAAAUGUUGUAUAUGCAGUUGCAGUCUUUCAGCCGGUUCUUUUGGUUUUGCAAUUAUGACGAACAAGUUACUCUUCAAGACAAUUAUGACGAACAAGUAUCAUCAUCUAACUCUCAAAACGAACUGCAGGUACAUUUGGAACUUCUUUGCCAUUCUCUUCCUGGUGACGACGCUGGCGUUUUCCGGUUUUGUCUGGGAGGGUUUCGUAUGUAUUGCAAAAGUAUCGUACUCGUAUAAAUGCAUUACAAAUAAUUUCCUCAGCAUGAGAAAUCAAAUUCGUAUUGCAGAUUUGCCUUGGAAACAAGAUUUGUAAUGCAAGACUUGCAUUUGUUUUUGUACGAGUGCGAUACUUUUGCACAGGAUAUUUCGAGGAGGAUGGGCCAGCCCGAAACCCCUACGACUCGAUCGAAAUCGCUCUUCUCGCGCUCCUCACCAUCGUCAGCUUCAAGAGCUACAUGAGCGGAAGCUUACCGAAGGUACUUAACAAUCACUAUUGAGAUGAUCAUCUGCUCUGAUUCUAGUAUUAAAUGCCCGUUGUACUACAAAAUAUAGAAAUCAUUUGUCGUGGUCUUAUUUUCGAGGUUUGAAGAUUCAUUGCGUUGACUCACCAAGUUGUGCACGAGUGAAGAUGCCUAUGUUGCCUUCCGGUUCCGAUAUAUAGCUAAUGAUGUUGAGUAGAAGUUGUGAUUAUAUCCAGCGAGAAAUAGAAAUAAGUAUAAGCACGUACACGACACGUCCACGUGUCUAAAAAUAAUUCAAAUUCUUAACAAGGUUGCCUACAUGACGAUGUUAGACGUGUACACCAUGGCCUCCCUGACCUGCUGCAUGGCGACCAUUGUGCUGACCUGCAUCCGCAUUUACUUCCAGCUUUCCUACCAGCACGAAGUGACCAUGGCGUUUGCGCUGUACGGGCUCUACACGCUGUUUUUCCACUUUUUCUUCGUGAAGAAGGCUUUGAAAUACGUGCGAGAGCAGUACGCGAUGGAGGACAUGACGGGCAUGUAUGGGAGAAAGAAAAGCGGCAUUUUUUUACCGACUUCCUCCUUCUACAACCGAUUCUCAACGACCACGACCUCUGCAAGUCGGGGGAACAACGCGACGAACAAUAUUUUCAACGGCAGCAGCUCGUCCAGCUGUACGGUAGGCGAGAUGGACCACCACGGGCGGAUGAGGACUUCCAAUUUGUUCGGUGGCGCCGGCGGACCCUCCAACGACUUCGCCUUGCAACUGCAGGAAGCGAUCGAAGUUUUCGGAGGGGCUGAGACAUCAAACCGGGACAGCCGCAACAACGUCGGCCAAAACCAGCAAGGACGUCGAGAGCAGGGUCAGCACUAUGCGCGGAUGAGCGAGGAAAAUUUGAAGCAACUCCUUCCAGUCACUCCGCCCCACGACCCGACAAACAACUUGCUAAAAAACACAACUGGCGAAUUCAUGAGGCGGGAGCGUCGGGUUUCGAAGUCAGCGCCCCGGAAAAUAACGCGAAGUCAGGAACUAGUUGUACACACGGGCGUGUCCUCGGGCGUGGUAGCAGGUGGUGAAGCUGCUUCUGGUGAAGUACUAGCGAGUAGAAGAUCUCCCCGAGCAGGACAUGAAGCCCAGAGCAGGGCGACAGAAGCUGCUACAACACCAGCAGCAACAUGCGGGCAGCAGCUGCCCUCGACUUCUGAGCAGAAUCAGAAUCCAAAAGAUCAGAAUCUUGCACAUCAGGAGUCCUCGCAGCAAGUAACAAUUCAUCCAGCACCUGCUCGUGGCAAGAAUGAUUUGAUUGCAAAGCCGCUUGGAGAAGUAGACGCAAGAAAAGACGAAGUUGUUCCGAACAACUGUUUGCACCAAGGUGUUGAUCAUCUUCUUCGCAUUUCAACAGAGACAAACGAGCUGCAUCCACACAACAUUCUUCAGCAAAGCCAGCAUGAUUACCCGGCAGCGUCGCGAGAACUACACAUUACGAACGACAGCCGGACGGUGCCGUCAGCGACGGCGCACUCUCCGAGUAAUCUUCAUGGUGUAAAAAAACCCGCUGGUUCCAGCAACAUCCUCACAAGUUUUGUGUCCCAGUUCUCCUCUACCUUCUCUCGGAGCAAGACUUCUUCUCGUGGCGCCGCCGCCGCGCGGCCCCCACAGGAGCAGCUGUCACAGCCGCAGCCGCGACCUCGGGGAACCAGCUUGACCCGGGCAAGUAUGAGCUGGGAAGCCAGCAAUGAUUGGAUCGGCGCGACAAACAAGCACCAGUUUUAGAGGCCGGAGGUGAACAAGUAAAGUCGUGCGUCUCAAUUAAUAACAGAUAUUCAGCUGCACGUGGUUUGUCUUUGUUGUAAAAGAAAAAAUAGUUUCCGUUGCGGUCUGUCAUAAUUUUUUGUUUCCGAGACGAUAGCAAAUAGCACAAGAACUACAUCACAUGAUGAAGGGCGGAUGUUAAAUUUGCCUUCGGUAUGAGCAGGACCAGGAGGACGUGGUCACACACCGCGGCAACGGCACAGAUCAGGAGUCAGUAAAAUGACUAACACGAAAGGAGCCGGUACAGACUGGGAGUCCGAGUCGAUAGUUCAUGUCUUUGUUAUUUUUCACUUAGCUCGUGCAGCAAUGAACAUUUUUUUUCCACCAUUUUUGUAGCAUAAAAGAAAAAGAGAAACUGCAGCAAGAAGAUGCACAAUUAUCCAGAUUUUGCCGAUUAGCAUGCCCCCUACAAGUCAGCUGUUUUUUGCGGUUGACGAUGAAUGACAAUGAUGUGCUGGGCGUACUAGUUGUAUCAGCAAAGCUGAUGGUCGACGGCUAGACUCCUUUCCAAGAAAAACAGAUACCAUAUGUAAAGUACAUCAUUUUAUCCAGUUCCACGCAAAGAACUACACAUGAUGUUUCUCUUCCUCAGUAUGCAGUUGCAAAUGCAGGUUCUCGUCAAGAACUCAGCCAAUUUCGACGGCUGAUGAUGAACAGGUCGACUCCACUGUCGCACGAAUGGUUCAACUACAUGAAAAUUAGGACUACUAAAUUCAACAAUAUUUUGGGGAUGAUUGAUAAAGAAGAAAAAAUGUACAAAGAAUUCCAAAUUAAAAUGACGAAACAUACACAUGAUGGACAAAAACAUGUAAUUUGAAA
Messenger RNA from Amoebophrya sp. A120, 9800 nucleotides. Lineage: Eukaryota; Dinophyceae; Syndiniales; Amoebophryaceae. The record is from the annotation of a GenBank genome assembly.